Messenger RNA from Penicillium verhagenii, 1329 nucleotides. RefSeq names its product cystathionine beta-lyase STR3. Gene Ontology annotation, molecular function: pyridoxal phosphate binding. Gene Ontology annotation, biological process: transsulfuration; 'de novo' L-methionine biosynthetic process. Gene Ontology annotation, cellular component: cytoplasm. The record is from RefSeq and is a predicted model, not a curated record. Bases 1 to 1329 code for a protein of 442 amino acids. NCBI's taxonomy places the organism in Eukaryota, Fungi, Ascomycota, Eurotiomycetes, Eurotiales, Aspergillaceae. The transcript is spliced from 3 exons.
AUGUCGGCAUCAGGAUCCGGAGCCCCCAACAAUGAAUCGGGGGCGUCAAGCUCUGUGAAGAAGCAAUUCCCCCAGGUCGACCUCCAGGGCAAUGACCUUCCCCCUUCCCCAGCUCCUUCCAGCCCCCACGGCAGUCGCCGAUACAACAUUGCCACCGAGUUGGUCUACACUGAGGGCAGUGACCAGUACAACGCGAGCAGCGUGCCAAUUUAUCAGAGUGCUACCUUCAAGCAAACAUCCGGAGGUGGGGGUGGUGAGUAUGACUACACUCGGUCCGGUAACCCUACUCGCACCCACCUCGAGCGACACCUAGCCAAGAUCAUGUCUGCCCAGCGGGCUCUCGUCGUGUCCUCUGGCAUGGCCGCCCUUGACGUUAUUACCCGACUUCUGCGUCCUGGCGAUGUGGUCGUCACUGGUGACGAUUUGUAUGGUGGGUCACACCGCCUGUUGAAGUACCUCUCGACCAACGGUGGAAUCACUGUGCACCACGUCGACACCACCAACUUGGACAAGGUGCAGGAGGUUUUGACUGAGAAGACUACUAUGGUACUCCUGGAGACCCCCACCAACCCAUUGAUCAAGAUUGUCGAUAUCGCCAAGAUUGCCACAGCCGCCCACGCGGCCAACCCUAACUGUCUGGUCUCUGUUGACAACACUAUGAUGUCUCCCUUGCUGCUCAACCCACUGGAUCUGGGUGCUGAUAUUGUCUACGAGAGUGGUACCAAGUACCUGUCCGGUCACCACGACCUGAUGGCCGGUGUGAUCGCCGUGAACGAUCUUACCCUGGGCGAGCGUCUGUACUUCCCUAUCAAUGCCUCAGGCUGUGGACUGUCACCCUUUGACUCAUGGCUGCUGAUGCGCGGUAUUAAGACGCUCAAGGUCCGCAUGGAUCAGCAGCAGAGCAACACACAGCGCAUUGCCGAAUUCCUAGAAAACCACGGCUUCAAGGUGCGAUACCCCGGUCUGCGGUCUCACCCGCAAUACGAGUUGCACAACUCCAUGGCGCGUGGUGCCGGUGCUGUUCUCUCGUUUGAGACUGGUAACGUGGAUGUUAGCGAGCGUAUUGUGGAGAGCGCAAAGAUCUGGGCUAUCAGUGUCAGCUUUGGCUGUGUCAACUCUCUUAUCAGUAUGCCUUGCCGGAUGAGCCAUGCUAGUAUUGACGCGAAGACGCGGGCGGAACGCGCCAUGCCUGAGGAUCUGAUUCGGUUGUGUGUGGGUAUUGAAGAUGUAGAUGAUCUCAUUGACGAUCUUCAACGAGCGCUCGUGCAAGCCGGUGCAGUAAAUGUGACAUUGGAUGGAAUCUCGGCGGCAAUCCAAAACAGUGCCUAG